AUGGCUUCUAGCUUCAAGAAGUCAAACGUGGCCUCCACCAGCCAGAAAAGAAAGGUGGAGCCUAAGCCCGAGCUCACUGAAGAUCAGAAGCAAGAAGUUCGCGAAGCGUUUGACCUCUUCGAUGCCGACGGCAGCGGCACCAUCGACGUGAAGGAGCUGAAGGUGGCCAUGAGGGCGCUGGGCUUUGAACCCAGGAAGGAGGAAAUGAAGAGGAUGGUCGCCGAGGUGGACAAGGAAGGCACAGGGAAAGUCAGCUUCAAUGACUUCUUGGCCGUGAUGACUCAGAAGAUGGCCGAGAAAGACACCAAGGAAGAAAUCCUGAAGGCUUUCAGGCUCUUUGAUGAUGAUGAAACCGGGAAGAUCUCUUUCCAAAACCUAAAGCGCGUGGCCACCGAGUUGGGGGAAAACCUCACUGACGAGGAGCUGCAGGAAAUGAUUGACGAAGCAGAUCAGGAUGGAGACGGUGAAGUGAACGAGGAAGAGUUUCUUCGGAUCAUGAAAAAGACCAGCCUCUAUUAA
Balaenoptera acutorostrata (minke whale) is the source of this 519-nucleotide messenger RNA. It is a transcript of the gene CETN1, whose product is annotated as centrin 1. Gene Ontology annotation, molecular function: calcium ion binding. Gene Ontology annotation, biological process: centriole replication; nucleotide-excision repair; mitotic cell cycle. The transcript has a single exon. Lineage: Eukaryota; Metazoa; Chordata; Mammalia; Artiodactyla; Balaenopteridae. The coding region runs from base 1 to 519 and encodes 172 amino acids. The record is from RefSeq and is a predicted model, not a curated record. Gene Ontology annotation, cellular component: centriole; centrosome.